Clonostachys rhizophaga is the source of this 801-nucleotide messenger RNA. NCBI's taxonomy places the organism in Eukaryota, Fungi, Ascomycota, Sordariomycetes, Hypocreales, Bionectriaceae. The record is from the annotation of a GenBank genome assembly.
AUGAGUGACUCGCGUCGCCCUCGUCGCCCCGAAGGCCGUCACUACGACGACCCAGACCGUCGAGACAGAUACGGCGGCGGCGCACGCGACAGAGAUCGGGAUCGCGAGAGAGAUCGCGACGACCGCAGAGGCUACCGCUCAAGGUCCCGCGAGCGCCGCGGCGGCGGCGGACACAGAGACCGCUCAAGAUCCCCAGACAGACGCCACCGCGAUCGCGAACGCGAUGACUGGAGAGGCGGCAGGGACCGCGGUGGUGGUGGCGGCGACAGAGAUCGCGGCUCUCGAGGCACCUGGAACAAGGACAACGACAGGCGAGAUGGCCGGAGGAGAGACGACGACCACAACGACGAAAGAGACAGCAGGCGGUCUGGGGGGAAGCGACGGGGGAACUCGCCCAGACGGUCCCGGUCCCCCCCUCCAGCGGCAUCUUCUUCUAACAGCGGAAACCUGCCGACCCGUCCCCACCCCAACAACUCCAGCCAGAACCAGCGGAAGAACAUGUCUUUCAACGUUGGCCGCCGCAGCGGAUCUCCAUCAUCAGCAAGAGAUGCCGACACGCCCAUGAGAGAGGAGAGUCGGGGCAGGGAUCGUCCCGAGGACGACGACGAGCCAGAGGUGGACGAAGACCCGGACAUGGCCGCCAUGAAGGCCAUGAUGGGCUUCGGGGGCUUCGACACCACAAAGAACAAGAAGGUCUCUGGCAACGAUGUCGGUGGGCUCAGGAAGGAGAAGAAAUCAGAAUACCGCCAGUACAUGAACCGCCAGGGCGGUUUCAACCGACCACUGAGUCCAUCACGAUAA